AUGACAGACUCCGAAGAAGCAAUGGAGGGUGAACCUCUGCCAGGACAGUCGGCGCAAGUACCACAGGGGGUCUGCGAGACUCUGGCGCCCCAGCGUGGCCGUCCACCAUCACGCCACUGUUUGGCAGUAAGAACGAUCAAGUGGCACCUCCGGUCUAUGAAGAUGCAGGUCAAUUUUCCCCCAUGCAAAGCAGAUAACUUGUGCAAACAACUGGGCAAAGGUCAAGAGAAAAAAGACAGAGGACAUUGGGUUGCUGUGCUGCGCGGUUUCAUCUACGCAUGUCGGCCUUACUUUAACUUCCUGGAAUCCACGGCCAGAACCUUGAUGUUGUCCUCUGACAUUGAACGUGUGCAGCUUUUGGCGUUCUCUCAACAAAUGUGUGACACAGUGGAACGUCUGGUGCUGAAUUUCGCCAGCCGCAAGCUCCUCACUUUGGAUGAGACCCAGCCUGACAAUAUGUCUCACUUCUGCAUCGGCCAAAUACAGCUGGACCAACUGAAGCUGAGCGUGACCAUGUUCCGCUACUGUAAGCCCACGCCUUACCUAGCGAGGGUUAACACCGGUGUGUACAAGCGCAUGCGCUGGAACGUGGAGAGACUCGAUGGAGCGCACAAGCCCGAGACAAAGUACUACUACCUGUGCUACGAGGAUGUUCCCAAUCUGCACGUCAACGGUAACAAAUCAGAUUCUACAGGGGUGCGGAUGUGGUCCAUUGGUCAAUGGGUGCAGGUGAAACCUGACCCCAGCAUGGAGGACAUCUUUGACUGGGUGCUGUGUGACGUUCCAGUGGGCGCCUUCAAGAAGCUGCUGUUUGUGGGCAAACACGAGCCGUCCAGCUGCACGGCCACCGACCAAAUGCUGCAGCUGCUCACGUCCCAGGAGGACGUCUCAUCUCAGUCAUCUUCAGUUAGGAGCUUCUCUGAGGUUUGA
Phycodurus eques (leafy seadragon) is the source of this 930-nucleotide messenger RNA. Its product is annotated as UPF0575 protein C19orf67 homolog. Bases 1 to 930 code for a protein of 309 amino acids. The transcript is spliced from 7 exons. Lineage: Eukaryota; Metazoa; Chordata; Actinopteri; Syngnathiformes; Syngnathidae. The record is from RefSeq and is a predicted model, not a curated record.